Molecule: messenger RNA, 4214 nt
Organism: Ailuropoda melanoleuca (giant panda)
Lineage: Eukaryota; Metazoa; Chordata; Mammalia; Carnivora; Ursidae
Product: carbohydrate sulfotransferase 6
Exons: 3
Coding region: 663-1844 (393 amino acids)
Biological process (GO): carbohydrate metabolic process; N-acetylglucosamine metabolic process; keratan sulfate proteoglycan biosynthetic process
Cellular component (GO): Golgi membrane
Molecular function (GO): N-acetylglucosamine 6-O-sulfotransferase activity
Source: RefSeq, a predicted model, not a curated record
CGUCCCUCCCGCCCCGGCUCCCGCCCGCCGCCUUCGGGACCGCAGCCACGUCUGAAAGCGCCUCAUUGUGUGCGCUCUUCUCCCGCCCGCAGCGCGGAGCAGCGGCACCCACAGCGCAGAGCUCGCGCGCAAGGGCGCGGGGACUCAGGGGCGCGGCGCCUGGCCCGGGUGGGGCUCCGGGACAAGGGUGCCCGAGUGUGUGUCUGGCCGUUGCCCCGCGACUGCCCCCACACACAUACAUCCCGUUCUUAAGACGCCUCUCCUUUUCCAGGACACUCCUGCCCUGUUUCCAGGUUCCCUUCGCCUUAGGUCUCCAGCUGCCUCCAAUAUCUGGGUCUCUGCUGGUCUGUGCCCAUGCCUCUCAGAGCCUUCUCCCCGGUGCCACCGGGUGCCCCUAACUAGCCUGGGGGGCUUACGGAGCACGGCAGCCCCUGCGGACUCUCCCAGUAAAGACGCGGCCGGCUGCGGACUGGAACUUGCAAGAGGAGAAGUCUGAGAGCCUCUGCGGAGCCUUGGGACAGUGGUGUCCGCCUCCCCGCCGCGCCAGCUCGGGCAGCGACGCCAGCUUUGGGGCCCUGAAAAACCUGCAGGCAUCUUCCAUGGAUUGUGAUUAAGGUGGGCAGCUCUCCCAGCAGCCCAGGACUACAGCCCCAGCUGGAGGCAUGUGGCUGCCGCGCAUCUCCAGCACGGCGGUGACCGUGCUCCUGCUGGCGCAGACUGGCAUCCUGCUUUUCCUGGUCUCCUGGCCCAGGCCGCCGUCCCCAGCCGGCGGCAAAGAGCGGGUGCACCUGCUGGUGCUGUCCUCAUGGCGCUCGGGCUCGUCCUUCGUGGGCCAGCUCUUCAGCCAGCACCCCGAUGUCUUCUACCUGAUGGAGCCCGGGUGGCACGUGUGGACCACCCUGUCGCAGGGGAGCGCGCCGGCGCUGCACAUGGCCGUGCGCGACGUGGUGCGCUCCGUCUUCCUGUGUGACAUGGACGUGUUCGACGCCUACCUGCCGUGGCGCCGCAACCUGUCCGACCUCUUCCAGUACGCGGUGAGCCGCGCGCUGUGCUCGCCGCCCGCCUGCAGCGCCUUCCCGCGCGGCGCUAUCAGCAGCGAGGCGGUGUGCAAGCCGCUGUGCGCGCGGCAGCCCUUCCGCCUGGCUCAGGAGGCCUGCCGCUCCUACAGCCACGUGGUACUCAAGGAGGUGCGCUUCUUCAACCUGCAGGUGCUCUACCAGCUGCUGAACGACCCCGCGCUCAACCUGCGCAUCGUGCACCUGGUGCGCGACCCGCGAGCCGUGCUGAGGUCGCGCGAGCAGACGGCCAAGGCGCUGGCGCGCGACAACGGCAUCGUGCUGGGCACCAAUGGCACGUGGGUGGAGGCCGACCCCGGCCUGCGCGUGGUGCGCGAGGUGUGCCGCAGCCACGUGCGCAUCGCGGAGGCCGCCACGCAGAAGCCGCCGCCCUUCCUGCGGGGCCGCUACCGCCUGGUGCGUUUUGAGGAUCUGGCGCGGGCGCCGCUGCCCGAGAUCCGCGCGCUCUACGCCUUUGCGGGCCUGAGCCUCACGCCGCAGCUCGAGGCCUGGAUCCACAACAUCACGCACGGGUCCGGGCCCGGCGCGCGCCGCGAGGCCUUCAAGACCUCGUCCAGGAACGCGGUCAAUGUCUCCCAGGCCUGGCGCCACGCACUGCCCUUCGCCAAGAUCCGCCGCGUGCAGGAGCUGUGUGCCGGUGCGCUGCAGCUGCUGGGCUACCGGCCGGUCUUCUCCGAGAGCGAGCAGCGCAACCUCGCCCUGGACCUGGUGCUGCCGCGCGGCCCUAGCAGCUUCAGCUGGGCGUCAUCCACUGCUGCGCACCCUUAACCUUAGCGGAGGCCCCCAGUUGUGGCGCUGGGGAGGGAGCCGGGCACACGGGGCGCAGGCCUCUAUUGGAGGGGCCAGGAGUUUGGAAGUCGUCCUCUGUAGGAUGAAUGGACUGAGUCCCUAAAGCGCCAUGUUUCUUCUUGCUUCUGAAUUUUCUUUUGAGUCCUUCUUAGCAGCUGGGUUCCCGUCAGGCGCACACCUCAAGGAAAGGAAAACUGUGUCCACACUUCCUCUGGGCACAGGGAAUAAGCUCCUCACCCGCUUUCUUCCGAAGUCUCCUUUCAUUUUGGGCGCAUCAUCCAGCAGCUGAGAAGGGGGUCCCAGCCCUUCCUGGGAGUAGAGAGGCACUGUGGUGAGCUGGCCCCUGAAGUCUCUACACCCCCACCAACACACACACCCAACUUCAUUCCCCACCCCCCAUGGCCCACCACCACACUAUCAGAGCUGUUGGCGUUUAUAUUCACUAGUUUCUUUCAGAAAGAAAUCAGACAAGAUGCCUCUUAUCUUGUGGUCUCCUUGUAGCCAUUCUGUGCCCCAUCUCCUGGGGGCCCACAUAUCCCCACCCCCUGCACAGUUACCUGGGGUGAACGUUUGAUUUGUCCUGACAGUAACAUCCUACCCUGAGAAAUAGACAUAAUAAUUAAUCUUGUAAUACUAGAGUUUACAGUCUAAAGUUUGACAAGCAAAAUGCAAAGCUGAAGGGACAAUGAGGAGGACGGGGGGGGUUGUUUUGCUCUGAGGUUACAGUUGGAAGGAGAGGGUGAAUCAGGCUUGCAGAGACCCAUCUCCUUCAUGAAGGAUGGUCAGAUUUUCCCAUCUGUUUGCACAAGGGAAGAGCAAGCAGUGGUGGCUGGGGCUGCAGCUGCAGGAUACAGGAGAUGAUGAGAUAUUUGGGCCCAGAGUGCAGAACCUUAGAGAAUCUCCUGGAUAACCCUGGAGGGAGGCAGUGAGGGGGAAAGGUAGAGUGAGAAAGGAAGAAGGAGGGGAGGAGCAGAGAGAUACUGGCCUUGGAGCUGAAGCUUCAGGACACCUCACUUGAGGAUUGGUCAAGCUGUAGAAGGUUUAGGCCUCAUAAAACCUGAGCCUGCCCCUUCACAGUAGUGUGGGGAAGGUAUUUAAAUCCCUGAAUUUAUUGGAGCUCCUGGGCAGCUCAGUAGGUUAAGCACCUGACUUUGGCUCAGGUCAUGAUCUCAGGGUCCUGGGAUCCGAGCCCUGUAUUGGGGCUUCCAGCUCAGUGGGGAGUCUGCUUCUCCCUCUGCCCCUCCCCCUGCUCGUGCUCUCUCUCAAAUAAAUGAAUAAAAUCUUUAAUAAAUAGGUAAAUAAUAAAAAACCCCUGAGUUUAUCAAUAGGGACUCUGCAACUUAGAAAGGCUCAGGUCACAUAGCUUAAUAUAUGGGAAAGACCUCAAACUCACAUCUCUGACUUCAGUGCUUAGGGUUCUAAAACUGAACUGGGGAUGAAGUAAAGGACCCCACUACAGGCUUGGAAAGCCAGAUCAUUUCCCCCCAGUAAUGACAGGGCUUUUUAGGUGCUAGGGAGCGAGCCACCCUGGCAUUUGGCUGCAAACGUCUCAAGGACCAGAAUGUUGAAGGGUAUGGUAUGCAGUGGGCUGGGGCACUGGGGCCCCUGCUGUUGACCCCUUUUCUCCCUGCCUGCCCCUCCCUGUGCUGGCCACUGGGGUUAACAGUAGCCUGCUGGCCUGCCUGGAAGGAGUGCAUUGUCGAGUGGAGGAGUCAGCCUAGGGAUGGUCCUGGACAAUGUGGUAUGUUCAGGCAAAGAGGGAUAAGCAAGAGGUUCAUGGUGCCAGAGGCCAAGAAUAGGGAGAUACUGAUCCCUUGUGGGGUCCAGGAAGGCUGAGCCGGAUAGUGGCAUCACACAAGUUUCAUUUGCCCCUGCUCCAGUCGCAAAUUGUAUUGAUGGCCACGAUUAAUUGUCUUUGCUCUGUGAUUCAUCCAUUCUGGUUGGACACCUGAGGUCCCAGAAAGGGGAUGACAGGCUCCCAGACUUCACGUCCUGUAUACAGUGGACUCUGGGCGCGCCUCUGGGUGAGGUUCCUGGCAUGUCUAGUUCUAAGCAAGCCUAGGUGUGAACCCAGAUCAGGUUUCAGGACAUUGACAGGCAGUGCCCAGUUGAGUGCUUCAAUGUGUCAGGCCAGUUCAGACCCUGGGGACAUACUGGGGGACAGAGCAGUCACAGACCUUGCUCUUGUGGGGAGUGCAGACCCAAAAUAAGUAGUCCCACAGAUAAACAUGCAAAUGUAAAUGUCGGUUGUGCUCUAUGAAGAAACAAUCAGAAUGGGGAGAGGAUGACCUCCUUUAGUAUGGGGAGUCAGGAGGACCUCUUUGGAGAGGAAGCAUUGAUUUGAAUACA